Molecule: messenger RNA, 5396 nt
Organism: Harpia harpyja (harpy eagle)
Lineage: Eukaryota; Metazoa; Chordata; Aves; Accipitriformes; Accipitridae
Gene: SRC
Product: SRC proto-oncogene, non-receptor tyrosine kinase
Exons: 13
Coding region: 630-2294 (554 amino acids)
Biological process (GO): epidermal growth factor receptor signaling pathway; protein phosphorylation; osteoclast development
Cellular component (GO): extrinsic component of cytoplasmic side of plasma membrane
Molecular function (GO): non-membrane spanning protein tyrosine kinase activity; growth factor receptor binding; ATP binding
Source: RefSeq, a predicted model, not a curated record
AGCAGAGCUUGUGCCUGGCACCCCUAAACGUCCCCGCAGCAGGAGCCGGGGGGCUCUGCCCCACCGACACCGGGGCUGUGCAGGCUGCUGGAGCUGCCCUGUGGCUCUGGCCCUGCUCGUGGAGGCCUGGCCUGAGCUUCUCUCGAAAGCUGGGUUAGAAAAACCACCUGUUGGGUGAGGCUGAGCCCUCAGCAAAGCCUCAUGGGUGGCUGCAUCCAGGUCCACACCCCGCAAGCAGCGGCUGCCUCCUCUGCUCCUUCCCUGCCUGUUUUUUCUUAUCAGAGAUAUUCUCCCUGGUUGUCUCCACCUCCCUUUUCCCUCCUGCCAUGCGUGAUCUAGCCUAAAUAUUUCCUUCCAUAGCUUCAGGACACUGCUGGGUAUCCUGCCAUCUUUGGAGACUGCAAAUAAUUCCCUUCCUUCAUUUAUAUCAUUACCUUGAAGGUAUUUAUAGAGCACGAUCUUGAGUGGAAAGGAAGGCAUGCCUAUAUACAAAGCGGAGAUCCCUUGGUCCUUAGCUUCUAACUGCCUGAAACAGCUCUUGACUGAAACUUUUCUCCUGUUCGCUGCAUGUUUUGGACUUCACAGGAACAUCCUCAGCAUUUAAAUCCCCAUCCUGAGCAAGCAGAGUGAUGCAGCUAUGGGUUCUCCAAAUUUCUGCUGUCAGACCCGGGACCAUGGGGAGCAGCAAGAGCAAGCCCAAAGACCCCAGCCAGCGCCGGCGCAGCCUGGAGCCCGCCGACAACGCCCACCACGGGGGCUACCCGGCCUCGCAGACGCCCAGCAAGGCGGCAGCUCCCGACACCCAUCGCACUCCCAGCCGCUCCUUCGGGACCAUGGCCGCUGAGUCCAAGCUCUUUGGAGGCUUCAACACCUCCGACACGGUCACCUCGCCGCAGCGUGCUGGGGCACUGGCUGGUGGAGUCACCACCUUCGUGGCCCUCUACGACUAUGAGUCCCGGACCGAAACAGACUUGUCCUUCAAGAAAGGAGAGCGCCUGCAAAUCGUCAACAACACGAGAAAAGUGGACGUCAGGGAAGGUGACUGGUGGCUGGCUCAUUCCCUCACUACAGGACAGACGGGCUACAUCCCCAGUAACUAUGUCGCGCCCUCAGACUCCAUCCAGGCUGAAGAGUGGUAUUUUGGGAAGAUCACUCGCCGGGAGUCCGAGCGGCUGCUGCUCAACCCCGAAAACCCCCGAGGGACCUUCCUGGUCCGGGAGAGUGAGACCACGAAAGGUGCCUACUGCCUCUCUGUCUCUGACUUUGACAACGCCAAGGGGCUCAACGUGAAGCACUACAAGAUCCGCAAGCUGGACAGUGGCGGCUUCUACAUCACCUCCCGCACCCAGUUCAACAGCCUGCAGCAGCUGGUGGCCUAUUACUCCAAACACGCUGACGGCUUGUGCCACCGUCUCACCAAUGUCUGCCCCACGUCCAAGCCCCAGACCCAAGGCCUCGCCAAAGAUGCCUGGGAAAUCCCCCGGGAAUCGCUGCGGCUGGAGGUCAAGCUGGGACAGGGCUGCUUCGGAGAGGUGUGGAUGGGGACCUGGAACGGCACCACCCGGGUGGCGAUCAAGACGCUGAAGCCUGGCACCAUGUCCCCGGAGGCCUUCCUGCAGGAAGCCCAGGUCAUGAAGAAGCUCCGGCACGAGAAGCUGGUUCAGCUCUAUGCGGUGGUUUCGGAGGAGCCCAUUUACAUUGUCACUGAGUACAUGAGCAAGGGGAGCCUCCUGGACUUCCUGAAGGGUGAGAUGGGCAAGUACCUGCGGCUGCCCCAGCUCGUGGAUAUGGCGGCUCAGAUCGCAUCCGGCAUGGCCUACGUGGAGAGGAUGAACUACGUCCACCGAGACCUCCGGGCAGCCAACAUCCUCGUGGGAGAGAACCUGGUGUGCAAAGUGGCCGACUUUGGCUUGGCGCGCCUCAUCGAGGACAACGAGUACACCGCUCGGCAAGGUGCAAAGUUCCCCAUCAAGUGGACGGCCCCUGAAGCUGCUCUGUACGGCAGGUUUACCAUCAAGUCAGACGUCUGGUCCUUUGGCAUCCUCUUGACCGAGCUGACCACCAAGGGCAGAGUGCCGUACCCAGGGAUGGUGAACCGGGAGGUGCUGGACCAGGUGGAGCGGGGGUACCGCAUGCCCUGCCCGCCCGAGUGCCCCGAGUCCCUGCACGACCUCAUGUGCCAGUGCUGGCGGAAGGACCCAGAGGAGCGACCCACCUUCGAGUACCUGCAGGCUUUCCUGGAGGACUACUUCACCUCGACAGAGCCCCAGUACCAGCCUGGCGAGAACCUAUAGACCCGGAGCUCCUCCUGGCACCAGGGACACUGCCGUCCUCGCCGCGGGGCGCCGAGGGCUGGCCUCCCCACCAAGGGGCCGUUUUUUGUGGAGCAGCCCCGGAGUGGGACGGGGCGUCGUCUCCGGAUGCGGCCAGGGGAGGUGCUGGGUCCCCUCAUCACUCAUUAAGACUUCUGGCCCAUGUUUAACGAAGCGGCGCCGUCCCGCUGGCAAGGGGAGCCUGCGGGCGCUGGCGGAGCUGUCUCGGGAGGGUGAGCAGAGCAUCUCCCACUGGGAGACUUGGCUUUCAGGAGACCUUUCCCCCCCAGCAGCUCUGGGGUGAGCCCGGAGGAAUUGGGGGACAGCAUCACCUCACGUCGGACACACGGCCCCAGUCUCCUGCACCCCCUUUCUAAAUCAGCACAAAUUUCCCUGACCCUUCGCCCUCCCCCCCUUGGCUCCGGUUCUCCUGAGUGCGCUGGCAGAGACGUUUCACCAUGGGGAAGGCACAAUCCCCGGCUGGUUCAGACAGGCUAGCAGGUGCUGGGAGUGUGAAAUGUGGCUGCUUGUGGCUCCAGUGACUGACACCAUCCCAUGGGAGCACCGAGGCACACGUUUGAGUCUUCCAGCUGCAUCCGUCCCCACACAAGGGACCCAUCUUGUCUCUCCUGGGAGCAGCACCCGGGGAUUGCCGGCAGAGCCCUCGCCCUGCCUGCGGCCAGCCCUGCCACCCUGGCUGUGCUUUCUCCCACUGAGCACUCCUGGUCUUCCAGCCGGCCCCCUGGGAAGUGCACUACAGCCCCCGCAGCAGCCUUCCCUGGCUCUGCUGCCAGCUCUCCCACCGGCAGAUUCCCCCGGGCUGCCCCUGCCACCAAACCCGGUGCCACCGCAGGGCUUGAGUGCAUGGCACAUGCGGCUGUUCAGGGUGUGGGAGUAUUUUGGGGGAAAUACUAAUCUUUCACAGAUGCUUUUGUCCACCCAGUAUGUUUUUAGCUGCCUUCCCCACACCACUCGCAUCUCAACUGCUGGGCUGCAGUCUCCAUGCAGUGGGAGCAUCCCCAGCCAUGGGCCACCACCCUGGAGAAGAGUCCUGGGAAGCGCUGUGCUGCAGAGGAGACAUUUGCAUCCUCAUCUCCCCCCCUGCUUGCUCCCAAAUGCCUCAGCCUUGUUUUGGCAGUGGGUGGCUAUCCAUGCCCAGUUUUGCCCCUGCACACAUCCCAUGGGGCUGAACGGUGGGGUGGCACCCAGCCCCUGCACUCUCCCACCCAGCAUCUGCUUGUACAUAGCCCUCGAGUGGUCCCCGCGCCCUCCCGAACAUUGACUUAGUUGCAUGUGUUGGUUUUCCCCGCCUCCUGCAGCUGUACCCAGCUGGAAACCCUUCGCCGUGGUGGCUCGCGAGGUUUUGCUCCCUCACCUCUUGGGUCCCGGGCACCCUUACUCAGAAAGACCUGGAGGCUCUUUGGAUGCUUUCCUGGAGGAGGGGUGGGAUGGGGGCUCGAGGGGGUGCUGUGGGGCAGGGGUGCUGGCAUGCACCAGUGGGAAGGACCUGGAGAGGGGAGCCAGCAGCUUUGCCCACCUCUUGGUCCUCAGGCGGUGGGCUUUCUUUGCUUCCCCGCGCUUGUGGGAUGUGGUUUCCCUCCAGCACAGCCUCUGUGCAGCCAGCAGACCCAAACCACCUCUCGCCAGCCCCUGCUGUGGUGCCAGUGUCCCAUGAAAGCCAGGUGGGAGCUGAGCAUGGGCGGGGGGGUGGCCAAAACCCCCUACCCAAACCUCUGCCGGAGCAGGGCCUGGGCAUGCCGCUGCCUUCUGCUUCCUCUCGCAGCUCCCUGGCUGCUUAUUUAUGAACCAAGUGCUCGCUUGGUUGGUUGGUGGCUCCUUUUUAAUGAGUAAAACCUUCAAAAUCAGCGUGAAAACCUUCAAAAUCGGCUCUUCAGUACGGAGAGAUCCUGCUGGCUUGGAGAACAGUGACUGGUUUAAUGGAUUUUUUUAAAAUCUUUUUGGGACUUGGAGCCUUUGAUCCCCCUUCCUAGCAGAUUUGCUGUGCCUGCAUUUCUGUGUUUGGGCAGGGACCCUCCAAAGCAAAAUGUUCUAGGUCUUUCUAUGUUUGCAUCCCUGGGACGGGUGGCUGCUGCAUCCCUGUUGGCGCUGCCAGAGAAGCCCCAUCCUGCAGCAGCCGGUCUGAGGGGUGGCCUGUGCCAUAGCUCUGCCUAAAUUAUACAAAAUCCCCAUCCCCAGGAGAAACCUCUUAAAACUGUAAUGUGCGGAAGCCAGAUUUGAUCUGAAAGCUGGGGAGAGAGAAGGCAAGCGCACAUGUUAAGGUUUGGCCUUCGGUUGUCUGCAGCACGUAGAGGGUCUUGAGCGAGCGCAGCGGGAUGGGAACGGGCUUAACCCAGCGCUUUCAUUUUCUGGCUCUUUCUGGCAAGCGGCAGAGCGGGAACGCAGCCUUGGCGCAAGGAAUGCCCCGGGCUGGCUUAAUUCCCCAUGGCUUUUGGCAAGCUCUGACGAAGGAGAUGUGCUGGGGACAUUUCAGGGCAGAAGACAGUAGAGCAAUCCCGGAGGAGCCCUCCUGCAUGGGGCUGGGGCUGUGUGUCUGCAUGUCCGUGUGUCCAUCCAUGUUCCUGUGCAGCAGUUUUGGUUGGACUCAGCAUCUCCAGACUCGCCAUUGCAGCCGGCACGACCCAGAGGCCCUGCAGAUCGAGAGCCUCUCGUCCAUCACCACUGUUGUCUGCCACUUUAUUUUUUAAGCCAAUAAACUCUAGAAGGGAAGCCCCACCUAAGGAUGCUCUUUGGCUUCCCAAGGUCAAUAAUGCCCUACAAGUUAUGCUCCUCUGCUGUUAUCAUUUUUUUAAACAGUGUUUUGUAAGAUCUCCAACCAACUAUGCAGAGAACAUGUGGAUCUGUGUGUCUCUCUCUCCAGCUCCCCUCUCCCCCCACCUGCCUUUUUCAGUGUUGAAGUAAAAUAUUUAGCUUUUUUUUUUUUUUUUUUGGAUAAUAAUAAAACUUUGGAAAAAAAACCUGAAAAGGUCCAGCUUUGUGGGUGGUGGGGGGUGGAGAUGCUUUGAAACUCUAAUGUUGAUGUAAAUACUUUGCAAUUUGAUAAUUAAAUACAAACAGACCUCACAA